Messenger RNA from Sinocyclocheilus anshuiensis, 1826 nucleotides. Its product is annotated as nuclear envelope phosphatase-regulatory subunit 1-like. NCBI's taxonomy places the organism in Eukaryota, Metazoa, Chordata, Actinopteri, Cypriniformes, Cyprinidae. The coding region runs from base 813 to 1190 and encodes 125 amino acids. Gene Ontology annotation, cellular component: Nem1-Spo7 phosphatase complex; cytoplasm. The transcript is spliced from 8 exons. The record is from RefSeq and is a predicted model, not a curated record.
GAAGAGCAAUAGUAAUUAAUGCUGUGCAUGUGUUGAGUCGCACAGAAAUGUUCAGCUUUGUGGAUUUUGCCCUGUAUUUAUCAUUCAUAGUUUUACUUUGUGGUUCAAUGGUGUGUUAUUCAAUCCCCUUAUUCUUUCUGAGUAGGCUAUUGCUCUUCCUUAAGCUCUCACUGGAUUCAUCUUAACGGGAUACAAUGGACCUAAAAGAGUACUUGAACAGGAUUGGGUUUAUUGGCCAGUAUGACAAAGCUGAGCUGGACAAUUUGUUCACCAUCCACAAGCUGCAUGUUAUGAAUAUUCCAUUUGAGAACCUCAGCAUCCAUUCUGGCGAGAAGAACACUAUGGACCUAAACAUCAUCUAUGAUAAAAUAGUCAAGAGCAAUCAGGGAGGCUGGUGUUGUAAAAACAACCUCUUGUUCUCAUGGGUCCUGAAGGAAAUUCACCAUGUUAGGCUCCAAAGUGUUCAACUGGAACAGGAGUUUCUCCCCAUGGAUUCUCAUCUCAUUAUUUUAAUAAUUAAUUUAUGCAUUUAGCAGACGCUUUUAUCCAAAGCGACUUACAGUACAUUCUUUUUACCAGUAUGUUUAAUUAAUUUUUAAUCUUGUAGAGAUUGAUGGGAAGCAGUACAUUGCAGAUGUGAGCUUUGGAGUGUCACACCAAAUCUGGCAUCCCUCGGAGUUGAUCUCAGAUGACGCCCUCCUCUCUAGGAGCCAAUGAGAAGAGAGCUUCCGCGAUUGGCUGGUGCACGCUGACGGCAGUGGCGUGUGUUUGCAGGCCUGAGCUGAGCGACUACAGCACUUGGGGGAAGAGCAAUGCAUUCAUUAGAACAAGCCGAAGACCUGAAGGCUUUUGAGAGGAGACUGACAGAGUAUGUGUCUUGUUUGCAGCCGGCUACAGGUCGUUGGCGCAUGAUUCUGAUCGUGGUGUCUGUGUGCACAGCUACAGGAGCCUGGAACUGGCUGAUAGAUCCAGACACUCAGAAAGUUUCUUUCUUCUCAUCUUUAUGGAAUCAUCCAUUUUUCACUAUCAGCUGUGUGACUCUGAUUGGCCUUUUCUUUGCUGGAAUACACAAACGAGUUGUCGCACCAUCUAUUAUUGCAGCACGCUGCCGGACAGUACUAGCAGAAUAUAACAUGUCCUGUGAUGAUACGGGGAAACUUAUCCUGAAACCACGGCCUCAUAUCCAAUAGCACUUUGAAGAGACAGAAAUGGAGAGUAUUUCAUAUCAACAUAUUAAUCAUCAAGAUUGCACAUAGGCCUCAAUGCCAGGAGUUUAUCCAAAGUGUGUGAGGGUUGACCUCCCAAAUAGGACUCUAAAUUCCCUCUGCAAUAUAUGAAGAAGCAAUGAGAGCUCAAAAGGAAAUGUCCGUUUUGAAGAAAAACAUUGUUUCUGCUAUUUUUAGAUAACAUCCUUAUAUUUCUGUUGAAAAUUUGAGUUUUAUUUGAUUGUGGAUUUUGAUAUCCUCAUUUGUAAAGCUGUUCUAUUUUAGAUGCAUACGGUGUAUGUAUUUUUAAGUAAAUUGCUGAACACAUAAUAAAUAUUAAAGUGUAGAUAUUUGUUCACCUUAAGCUUGUUUCUACAUAUGUAGGCAACAUUUGUGAAAUGUUUAUGCCUAUGACAUGAUGUGCUGCUUUUUGUUGUUUUUAAAAGUACUUUUAUACGACCAAAGGCUGCACUAGUUGUUUAACAUAAAAGGUAGACAGGCAAAUGCAUCUUAAAUGAGUGUCAUGGUUGGCUGAGAUUUUAUUUACUUUCACUCCAGAGUCAAAGUCUACAAGAAAAUCUUUAAAUGAGCUGUGUUGGCAAUAAUAAAAGUUGUUUGUUA